Messenger RNA from Amoebophrya sp. A25, 407 nucleotides. Lineage: Eukaryota; Dinophyceae; Syndiniales; Amoebophryaceae. The record is from the annotation of a GenBank genome assembly.
CGUCACCGCAGCAAGAGGGACCGGGAGGUGCGCCACCACAAAUGCCGAUGCCUCCAAGAUUGAUGACACCCGAAGAUUAAGGCUUUACAGAUAAAAGAUAAAUCAUCACCGACUGCUGCAUCCCUCGCUCCGUGAAAAAAUGUUCUCGACAACUCGUGAAUAAAUUCAUCACAUGAAGGAUGCAGUUGAUGCUGCGAGAUGACUUACAGAGAGGAGGUCCUCCUAAGAAAAUAUAUUACGAGGCCACAUACUAGCGACCACCAUUACACGUCACGACCAGAAUCACAGCACCGCGAUCCAAGAACCAGCACUGGCUUCAUAUGGCGAGUGCCAUCCAUUAUACUAUAAAAAUGAAGCUUCCAAUCCCGCACAAGAUUGUCCUCCUGCGACAAGGUGGUGGCCGCAUG